Molecule: messenger RNA, 1566 nt
Organism: Leptopilina heterotoma
Lineage: Eukaryota; Metazoa; Arthropoda; Insecta; Hymenoptera; Figitidae
Exons: 4
Coding region: 568-1176 (202 amino acids)
Source: RefSeq, a predicted model, not a curated record
ACACUCCUUACUUCUGAUAAAACUAUUUUAUUAGUCACAUUUUUCUCUGUAAAAAACAACGAAAAAAAAAAUUUAACUUAUGUCUCUCUUGGAAUACGCAAUAUUAAUUUCUAAUUUAGCACGUUUAUUAGUUUUGUAACAACAGAACCUUGAACUUGAAAAUUAACUACCCGCAUACUUAUCAUAACAAAUUGUGUGUACAUAAAAUUUAUUUAAUUAUUUUUACUAGUAGAUAUAUUUAUAUUGAUAAAAUGAUGCCUAUAAAUUAAUUGAACAAAAAAAAAAAAUAAUUGUAUCUUCAAUUAGUGUAAUCUUUAUAUAAAGAUUUAGUAUAUGUGUUUAAUGAGUCAUAUUGAAAUAAAGGAAACUAAGAGGACGAGUGCGAGAAAAGGUCGAAGUACAGUGCGAAAUAAAUCGUUAAUAUAAAUGCUGAAUCCUGUUAGCAUAAAAUCUAAUAUAUAUUUAUUCAUAACUUUAGUCCUCAAGUCGCCUCUUGACUGGUGAAUACGUAAUUUUUAAAAAUUUUACAAUUAUAAAAAAUAGUUAUAAUUAACAAUAAGUUUAAUAAUGCUUUUACAUCUGUUUAUGGUGUUUUUUGCAAUGUUUCAGAUAUUUGCUUUAAAUGUAAAAAUAGCAGAAGAAGAGGAUAUAAAUGAAUCGAUUGAACUUAUUAAAGAUUCACAAAAAGAACAAUAUUUAAAUCAAAAUUUUAAUCGGGAUACUUUUAAUUAUGGAUACAAUGUAAAUUUCCACAAUCAGUUUCACCAUCAAGUUAAAGACAUUAAAGGAAUAACUUAUGGUUGUUAUGGUUACAUCAAUGCCCAUGGAAAUUUUACAGUAAUUUUCUAUAUUAGUGAUAGUUGGGGAUAUCGAGUGAUACAUCCUAGAGGAGAAGUUAAUGUGCUUUAUGAUGAUUUACCUUCGGCAAACAAAGAGCAACCAUUCAAUCCUCAACAAGGAACACCAACUUCUUGGGAAAAUUUACAUUUUCCAUCGAAUUGUGAAAACUAUACAGAUUUUUCUCCAGUACCCAGGAAACUACAUAAGGAUCUUGAAGUUACGGUAAAAACAGAAAGACCAACAACAACGACUGAAAUACCACGUGGUCCAUGGCCAACUGGAUCUCCCGGACCAAAUGGUCCAUGGCCCGGUGAUCCUGAAUAUCGAAAAAUUUAAUAAAAUUAUAACCCAAUAAACUUUUAUAUCCGAGAAAUUAAUUACUGAAAAUUUAUACUUUUUGAUGUCUAUAACUAAUGGAAUAAAUAAUUAAUUAUUUUUUAAUUAUAUCUAAAAAAAUAAACUGAUAUUUGUUUAAACAAUGAAAAAAAAAUUAAUUAAAAAACUAUUUUGUUGUACCAAAACAUUUAUUAUUAUAGUACUUUUAAUCUUUAUGAACCCAAGUCGUAGCUGGUAGAACCAGAAGAUAAAAAUUUGUGAAAAAAGACGUUUGAAUUCAAAUUUUAAAAAUUUCAAAUUGACACAAAAAACCCCCUUUAUACACAUGAAAAUUAAUUAAACACUUUUUAAAAACUGUUUUACAUUAUAAAGAACAAAUUCGACUGUUAC